Molecule: messenger RNA, 1387 nt
Organism: Musa acuminata AAA Group (dessert banana)
Lineage: Eukaryota; Viridiplantae; Streptophyta; Magnoliopsida; Zingiberales; Musaceae
Exons: 2
Coding region: 737-1321 (194 amino acids)
Source: RefSeq, a predicted model, not a curated record
UGGGUUGGUUGAUGGCUCGCCACGGGGCGCCGGUCCACGACUCCCGAGGUUGGGUUUCCUUCCUGCAAAAAUGGUCUUCGUCGGGUGAUCCCCGACUUUGGCACCUCUGAUGAGCAAGUCAGUUGUCUCCAUUUUUUUCUCCCCUUUUUGGAGACCGUGAUAGAGGUCUUUAUAUUAUUGUGAGAAGGUCGGUCAUACGUGGAUUGACAUGGUGGACAUAGCACGACAUUAGUACGGAUUCUGGCUUGGUGUGCGGGCAUUGUCGUAUCGGGAUUACCGGGACCAGGUGUGUCGAACAGUGUCUUGGGGGUACGAGUUCUGACGCAGCAUGUGACAUCAGCUGUGACGUGUCCAUAGGGCAAUACAUACCUUAUCAGUGGUGAUAUGGAUGAUGCAUGAAUAACUUGAUUCUGUUCAGAUCCUAUAUGCAUAAUAAAUCUGAUAUAGUCAAAUGUUCAAACAUUCCCUCGGGGUUGAAUACAACUCGAACAAUAUGGGUUUUUUUUAUCUUGAUCAGAAGUGAUCCACUUGUUACGGUAAGUAACUUUUUUAGCCGUGACCUCGGGGUCGACACGGUUGGUUCAGGGCUCCGAAUGGCUGGGGUUAGACGUGGCUCCCCUUGGGAUCUCGUGGCGGCCGUUGCAGGGGGUCUGGCUGGAAAGUUCCGCGAUACCGAGUAGGGCUUAACAAGUCCGCCCAAUCUUUGAUCUGGAUCUUCCAUUAUGCGACGGCCCUGAUGGACAGGGUGCGUGAUGCCGGGCGGAUCAUCGGGGGCCUCAUCAACCGUAAUGCCGAGCUCCACCGCCAGGUGGAGGAGGUUCGCGCUGGGGCCGGUCCAGAGGCCGUGGCAGCCGUCGAGAGGCGCGCGGCUGAGUUUGAGGCGGAGGCGGCUCGCCUCUUGUCGGAGCUCGAGGCCUCGAAAAAUGCGAACGAGGAGCUCCAAAAGACAGUAAGGUUGGAGCGGGUCGAGCUCCGACUGUUGAAGUCGGAGGCGAGCGCCCUCAGCAAGAAGCUGGAGGGGGCGAAGGCCGAAGCAAGAGCAGCCUCGGAAGCAUUGGCGGAGGAGGCCCGACUUCGACUCGCGAAAAACAAGGAGCUCCUCAAGGCAUACAAGAAAUCGGAGGGGUUCGAGCUUGGGCUGACGCGGACGGGGCGGGUAUCAUUCGAAUAUGGAUACCGAAUCGCUACUUCCCGUUUCCGCGCUCGUCACCCUGGUCUCGAGGUGGAGGAUAACCCCUUCGCUCCUCACCCCGAGGACCAAGGGGUAGACAUGCCCGAGGAGGUCCCCUUCGACGAUCGCCUGGAGGAGCCACAACAAUGAAGAAGGGUCCUGUAUUUUGUUUUGCUAGUCGGUUUUUGUAAGUCGGGUCCUGUAAGUUGGCUUGCU